Trichoderma atroviride IMI 206040 is the source of this 928-nucleotide messenger RNA. RefSeq lists its product as uncharacterized. The record is from RefSeq and is a predicted model, not a curated record. NCBI's taxonomy places the organism in Eukaryota, Fungi, Ascomycota, Sordariomycetes, Hypocreales, Hypocreaceae.
GCCCAUUAGAAAGCGAGCAACGCCUGAUUCUAUUGUGCACGACUACAUCCUCGACGUUCUCUCCUACAAGAGCAUGCAUUACAGAGAGCAGGAGGUGACAAAGGCGCAUAGCAAGACGUUUGAAUGGGUGUUUCAACAUUCAUCGCCCGAGGACUCUGAAGAAGUAGAGCACCAAUUUUCGACAUGGCUCCGAGGAGAAGAACUUGGCCCCAUUUAUUGGAUCACUGGAAAGCCUGGAUCUGGAAAGUCUACCUUUAUCCGCUUUCUCUUUGACCAUGAGUCUACAAUGAAGCGACUAAAAGUCUGGGCAAAGGGCAAACCAGUCUUUACGGCAGGCUUCUUCUUUUGGACCAGUGGAUCUCGUGAACAACGUUCGCAGGCCGGCUUGCUGCGUUCCUUGCUUCAUCAGUUUCUCUCAGCAUAUCCGGAACUGACUUCGGCAGCGUUUCCAAGUCUAUGGACGAAGCUCAAAAGCAUCGAUACAAAAGAGCGAGUUGCUCUGGAGUUGGACUUUUCCAUUGCCGAUUUGUUGGAGGCGUUUCAAGCGGCGAUUGAUGCGGCGAUGCCUCAAAUGAAUAUUUGUUUGUUCAUUGACGGGCUGGAUGAGUUUGAAGGCGAUCAUUUGGCAAUUAUUGACUUUUUCAAGAAUCUAUGCUUGGGAGAAAAGGGGCAGUCGAUCAGGAUAUGCCUGUCGUCUCGCCCGUGGGCUGUCUUUCAGAAUGCGUUUGAGUAUGCGGUGCCGAAUCUGAGACUGCAAGACCUUACUUAUGAAGACAUGUAUCGGUACACCAAGGAUAGGCUGCGGGAAAACACUCCUAUUAGACGCUUGCUGAAGAAUGAUGCGGCAGCUGGAGAGGAGUUGAUUCAGCAAGCAGUUCGAAAAUCGGAUGGAGUGUUUCUCUGGGUGAGACUCGCCCUCAACGAAUUG